Eleginops maclovinus (Patagonian blennie) is the source of this 5283-nucleotide messenger RNA. RefSeq names its product leucine rich repeat containing 4.1 (gene lrrc4.1). Gene Ontology annotation, biological process: synaptic membrane adhesion; postsynaptic density protein 95 clustering; modulation of chemical synaptic transmission. Gene Ontology annotation, cellular component: plasma membrane; postsynaptic density membrane; glutamatergic synapse. NCBI's taxonomy places the organism in Eukaryota, Metazoa, Chordata, Actinopteri, Perciformes, Eleginopidae. The coding region runs from base 1506 to 4355 and encodes 949 amino acids. Gene Ontology annotation, molecular function: protein binding. The record is from RefSeq and is a predicted model, not a curated record. The transcript has a single exon.
GAGGAAGGAGAAACUGCGCACCACCCCUCCUCCCUCCAACCCACCUCGAUCAACCCAGCUACAACACCCCCACUCCUCGCAGCACCCCCUUCCAUCCCCCAACCCACUCCCCCUCUGAAGAAAUUGACGGAUUAUUGGGAAGUGCAAGGGAGGCAGGCUGCAGCUGCUGCUGUGUGUGCUCACUACUGCUGCUGUGUGCUUCACAGGGAUGGUGUGUGUGCGUUUGCAUUUGCUGCUGUCGCCACCGUGGCUGCUGAGGCUGGAGCGUGUGGCUAGUUAAGACGAAGAGAGGCUAAUGAAGGCAGUGCGUGUCGCCUAGUCUUUAUAACCCCCGCCGAGCACUCCUGAAGGAAGAAAAGAAAAUAGAAAAAGAUAGAAAAAUCAAGUGGACACGACGCCACAUUGAAAGGGGGAGAGCGAGAAGGGCUGUCAGACUGACCAACCGACCAACUGAUUGACCACUAAAAAGUGAACAGAGGAAUACAGAGAGGAGGGGGGUCUGUUUUUUUCCCCCCGGCUUGUCAACCUCCCCUUCUAACAAUCGCAAACAAAAGGCAAAGAACAUUUAAAAAGGACUGUGGAAUUUCAUUCAACCUUCUUCAAUCCCACCCCCACCUACCGCCUUUUUGUCCAUUUCUGCCUUGGCUUUUGGUGCACACAAAAAUUGUGCGUGUUUGUGUGGUCGCCUGUGCUAUGGAGACCUGGGUAAGGUGUCUAGCAGGGGGAUCAACUGUCGGAUUCCAAGGACAAGCAAGAGAAGAGGAGCCGACAGCGAGAAGCGAGCAGGGGAGCAUUGCUGCGUUGGGAGCCUGACUGGAUUCCUAUCUGCAAUCUUUGCUUUUUUCUUCUUCUUUUUUUUAUAAUCAAUAAGGGAGAGAAAAAACAUUUUAAAAAAGGGCCUUCGAACCUUUCUCUUUGGAUGUUUGGAUUUACAAAAGGGCUCAUCUUGGUUAAGCUCUUUGGCAUUGUUUCCUGUUUUGACAGCAAAUAUAAAAAGGCUUUCUUUGCUGCCUUUUGGGAUAUACAUACAUCUGAUGUGAAUACCACAGCUCUUUCUGAUUGCAAACAGGAGGGAAGCUAUAUAACUCAGUUCAAGGACCUGUAAUAAUUACUUGAGGUAGGUGUCUAGUGUUUCAACCCCUCUUUCCAUCAAUUUGUAACCCUCCCUUCUGUCUUGUAAUACAGCUUUUGGUUGCUUAAUUUAUCAAAAUGUCCUUCUCAUACACACGUUUCAGAAAAACCAGCCCUCUUUUCCCUUCCUUAUCCUUCUGCCCCUGAGCACAGUUAAUGGGAGUAAAAACACUGCUUAAUCGAGGAGAGGUCAAGCCCUCUUGCCCCUUAUCAAAGCACCCAAAACCCACAUUCCAUCCUUGCCCUCUUUAGUCCCCUUGACACUACUACUAGCCAGACAACUACAUUCCCUGUUCCCCAAAGCCCCCCAAAACCACCCCCAAACACCCCCAUCCUCCCCCCCAGAUGAUGCUGAAUUAUGAACGUGCCACAUCAUGAGUCUCCUGGGGCGGGUAGCUGUGCAUCGUGCCAGGAAAGCCGCCCUGCUCUGUGUAGUCUUCCUGAUGGCGCGAGCGUGGAGCAGCGCCUCCUUGGCCUUGGCGGGGGCGGCGGUGUCUCAGGGACCCCAGGGCUGUCCACCGCAGUGUUCCUGCAGUAAUCAGCAGGGGAAGGUGGUGUGCACCCGACGUGGCCUCACCCGUGUUCCUCCCGGCAUUCCUGCCAACACGCGACACCUCAAUCUAAUGGAAAACGCCAUUGAGGCGGUGCAGGCUGACUCUUUCCGCCACCUGCACCACCUUGAGGUGCUCCAGCUUGGGCGAAAUGCCAUACGGCAGAUUGAGGUGGGCGCGUUUAAUGGACUCACCAGUCUCAACACCCUGGAACUGUUUGACAACCGGUUGACAGUGGUGCCCAGUGGGGCCUUUGAGUAUCUGUCUAAAUUAAGAGAACUGUGGCUGAGGAACAACCCUAUUGAAAGUAUCCCCUCCUACGCCUUCAACCGGGUGCCCUCCCUCAUGCGAUUGGACCUGGGAGAAUUACGGAAACUGGAGUAUAUCUCAGAAGGAGCUUUUGAAGGCCUACAAAAUCUCAAGUACCUAAACCUGGGCAUGUGCAACAUAAGGGGUGAUAUGCCAAACCUGAGUCCUCUCAAGGGCCUGGAGGAGCUGGAGAUAUCUGAAAAUCACUUUCCAGAGAUAAAGCCAGGCUCCUUCAAGGGCCUGCGCUCACUGAAGAAGCUUUGGGUGAUGAACUCGCAAAUCACAGUGAUAGAGCGCAAUGGAUUUGAUGACUUAUCUUCAUUGGUGGAGCUUAAUCUGGCCCAUAAUAACCUGAGCGCUGUGCCACAUGAUCUAUUCUCCCCGCUCAGGUACCUGGUGGAGCUGCAUCUCCACCAUAACCCUUGGAACUGCGGCUGUGAGGCUGUAUGGUUAGCACGCUGGCUAAGGGAGAGCAUCCCUACUAACUCAACUUGCUGUGGACGUUGUCACGCACCUGCCAGCAUGAGAGGUCGACAGCUGGUUGAGGUGGACCGAGGUGAGGGCGCUGCAACCCAGUGUUCAGCACCAUUCAUUGCUGAUGCACCAAGGGACUUGAACAUUUCAGCAGGGCGAGUGGCUGAGGUUCGUUGCCGCACAGCCCCGAUGUCUUCGGUGCGCUGGCUCCUACCCAAUGGAACUAUCCUGACUCAUGCCUCUAGUCACCCAAGAAUAUCAGUCCUCAAUGAUGGGACUCUUAAUUUCUCAAAUGUCCUGGCAGUUGACACGGGCACUUAUACCUGCAUGGUGUCAAAUGCAGCUGGGAAUUCUAACGCCUCUGCAUACCUCAAUGUGAGUGCAGCUGAGCUCAACACAUCCAACUUGAGUUACUUCACCACAGUGACAGUUGAGGUCUUGGAGCCAACCACUGAAAUGCCCAAAUCUAAAACCACAACCACAGCUGCUGCAGCAGGAGCUGGGGUAGCUGGAGGAGGAGGGGUUGGCCUUGGGACAACAACUACAACUGCCUCUCCUUCAGUCUUUCAGCCAGUCUUUAUCUCCACACCAACUGUGCUGCUGCAGAGUACUGAAAGCCCACCGGGGGCAGCUAAAACAUCUGUGGCGCCAGGACUACAAGGUGCCACUGGCAAGCCAGGCAAGUCUGGCCCUAGCCUGGAUGAAGUGAUGAAGACCACUAAGAUUAUAAUUGGUUGCUUUGUAGCGGUGACACUGCUGGCUGCUGUCAUGCUCAUCGCCUUCUACAAACUGAGAAAGCGCCACCAGCAGAGGAGCACAGUGGCAGCUGCCCGAACUGUGGAGAUUAUCCAGGUGGAUGAGGAAGACCUUCCUCCGCCAGCAUCUGCAGCUCAAGAGACGGCUCUCACGUUGCCUGAAAUCCGGGACCAUAACAGCAUACACAAACUGGACUUUAUUAGCCACAAGACUGACUAUAGCUUUCACAAACCUAAGGCUGAAUACAAACCCCAGCCUGAUUUCACCCUUCACAAGCCGAAAGCGGAGUAUACCACAUACAAGCCAAAUAUGGACUUCAGUAGCCACAAAUUCAUCCCAGAUUACAGCACUCACAAAUCUACACCAGAUUUUAGCCUUCAUAGACCAAAACCUGACUACAGCCAGUUUAGACAGGACUACAGCACUCACAAGCCUAAAGCAGAAUACAGCCCUUUCAAACCAGACUUUGGCACUCACCCAAAAAAUAAAACAGACUACAGCCCAUUCAAACCAGAUUAUGGCACUCAUCCCAGACAGAAAACUGACCUCAGCCCAUUCAAACGAGAUUACAGCACCCAACCAAAACCUAAACAUGACUACAGCCCAUUACGAUCGGACUACAACUCACAGCAUAAACCUAAGGCGGAGUACAGUCCAUUCAAGCCAGACUUUGGCACUCACCCAAGACCUAAACCUGAAUAUAGCCCAUUUAAACCUGAUUAUAGCACUCAACCCAAACCCAAAAUGGACUACAGUGCCCAGCGAUCUAAAACUGACAAUACCUUCAAACCUAAGGAUCCUUACUCCUCCCAUAAGACUGGAACUGAUUACAGCGCCUUCAAGACUGACUUCAGCCCCCACAAAGCGGAUUACAGCGCCUUUAGUCCACACACUCAGAGACCUGAACUGGAUUAUAGUCCACACAAGAUGGACUAUAGCCCCCAUAAAGUGGACUACAGCACUCUAAAGCCCAAAUAUAACACCUACAAACCAACGGGCCAUGGGGCUAAAUGGACAGACAACAAUGUUGGGAACUCUUUGCCUCGAACCAUGCCCAGCACCAUCACAGCAAUGGCUGAGCCCUUUGUCAUAAAAACUCACACCAAGGAGAAGGUGCAGGAGACUCAGAUUUAAAAAAAGGUCCCCCAAAAGGCUCCCACUCCUUUCCCUAGGUUUCUAGCACCCACCAAUCCCUGUCCCUAGCACCCCUUUGUCAUUUUAUUCAUAAAAUCAUGCAAUAGAAUGCACAACAAAAAAAGGACAGGAACUACUUUUUUGUACAGAGUGCAAACUUAAAAAGACUGAUGAUUUCUUGUUGUACAUGCUUAUAAAUAAAUAUAUAUAUGGACAAAUUGAAACUACCAUGGGCUGGUGAUAGAGAAACAUAUAUUAAAAAGAAAUUGAAACUAUUUUCUAACUUGUAACUUCUAUUUAAAACAAUGAGUUGUUUAAGAUGCUGUCUUGACUUUGACAAAUGAGGGUAGUGUUGUUUUAAAAAGGGGGCAUUCUGUGUGAUUUUUACACCAUGCUACAGAGAAUGCAGUGAUAAGAAAAAAAAUAUUUAUACAGAGAAGACUUUCUUUAACAAAAACCGAAAAAAGGUCAGUGACGAUCUUUACAGGUUUAUCUUGUAAAAGCACCAAGAAUUUGUACUGUGCCAAAUGUUAUAAAUGCAAUAAAAAGGAUUUUUGGAAGAAAAAAAAAAGGAAGUAUAGAGAGAGAUGUUUUUUUUUUCCCCCUUACCUCUUCUUCUGGUGUAUACUGUAACGAUCAGCCAAAUGCUUUAGACACUGCAGUAAGACGCUGCAGCUAUACUUUAACCCUACAAGUGCUGGAUGACUCAGGCAGAAUGAAUCACGGUGCAGAAGUGGAUGGGUUUUUUGUUGGUUCCCUUUUAAUCUCUAAACAGCUUCUAUUUUUAUAUUCUCUAUAUGUAAUAGUAGGACUUGUGCAGGGUUUUUUUACACCACCAGUGAGUGUCAUGGGGCUUCAUCCAGGUGUGGCUGAUGAAAAGUGCGUAUUUAAGUCCUUAAAUGUGUUUUAGGAUAAAGAAAUGUUGUAA